This is a messenger RNA of Acanthoscelides obtectus, 224 nucleotides long. Lineage: Eukaryota; Metazoa; Arthropoda; Insecta; Coleoptera; Chrysomelidae. The record is from the annotation of a GenBank genome assembly.
UAGUUUUAAAUGACUUUAUUAUUUUUCAAAGUAUUCUCCAUGAAGCAAUUUUCGAAGCACUUAUUCUGGCAGAUCCAAAACGGCAUUUUUGCAUACGUCAACUGCUUCUUCUGGUAACUGGAACCUUUGACCACGCAGUCUGUUUUUAAUUUUCGGGAAAGUAAAGAAAUCGUUAGGACUUAGAUCGGGACUAUAUGGAGGAUGGUCCAAUAAUUCCACGUUUU